Molecule: messenger RNA, 519 nt
Organism: Aegilops tauschii subsp. strangulata
Lineage: Eukaryota; Viridiplantae; Streptophyta; Magnoliopsida; Poales; Poaceae
Source: the annotation of a RefSeq genome assembly
AUGCCUAGAUCCCGUGUAAAUGGAAAUUUCAUUGAUAAGACCUCCUCAAUUGUAGCCAAUAUUUUAUUGCGAAUAAUUCCGACAACCUCAGGAGAAAAAAAGGCAUUUACUUAUUAUAGAGAUGGUGCGAUUAUGUUGGCUCAAUCCGAAGGAAAUUAUGCGGAAGCUUUGCAAAAUUAUUAUGAAGCUACGCGACUAGAAAUCGAUCCCUAUGAUCGAAGUUAUAUACUCUAUAACAUAGGCCUUAUACACACAAGCAAUGGAGAGCAUACAAAGGCUUUGGAAUAUUAUUUCCGGGCACUAGAACGAAACCCCUUCUUACCGCAAGCUUUUAAUAAUAUGGCCGUGAUCUGUCAUUACCGAGGAGAACAGGCCAUUCUACAGGGUGAUUCGGAAAUUGCGGAAGCUUGGUUUGAUCAAGCUGCUGAAUAUUGGAAACAAGCUAUAGCGCUUACUCCGGGAAAUUAUAUUGAAGCACAGAACUGGUUGAAGAUUACGAAGCGCUUUGAAUUUGAAUAA